Molecule: messenger RNA, 1599 nt
Organism: Dissoconium aciculare CBS 342.82
Lineage: Eukaryota; Fungi; Ascomycota; Dothideomycetes; Mycosphaerellales; Dissoconiaceae
Product: glycosyltransferase family 4 protein
Exons: 4
Coding region: 1-1599 (532 amino acids)
Biological process (GO): GPI anchor biosynthetic process
Cellular component (GO): glycosylphosphatidylinositol-N-acetylglucosaminyltransferase (GPI-GnT) complex
Molecular function (GO): phosphatidylinositol N-acetylglucosaminyltransferase activity
Source: RefSeq, a predicted model, not a curated record
AUGCCUUACAAUAUUGCGAUGAUCUCGGAUUUCUUCUACCCGCAGCCUGGAGGAGUAGAAAGUCAUAUUUAUCAAUUAUCCACUAAACUGAUCGACCGAGGACAUAAUGUAAUAAUAAUUACCCACGCAUAUGGGCCACCCGGCCCGAGUCGCUCAGGUGUACGAUACCUUACGAAUCGUUUAAAAGUUUAUCACCUUCCUCACUGGGUUGUUUAUCGGUCGACGACUUUUCCGACGGUCUUUUCUUCGUUUCCAAUCCUGCGGCAAAUUUUCAUCCGUGAACGAAUACAGAUCGUUCAUGGCCAUGCGUCUCUUAGCAAUCUUUGUCACGAAGGGCUAUUACAUGCGAGGACGAUGAGCUUACAUACUGUGUUCACCGACCACAGCUUGUUUGGCUUCAGUGACACAGCUAGCAUCAUGGCCAACAAGUUGCUCAAAUUCAGUCUGAGCGACGUAGACCACGUCAUUUGUGUCAGCCACACAUGCAAGGAGAACACGACGCUGAGAGCAUCUCUAAAUCCGCUCGCAGUUUCGGUCAUCCCGAACGCAGUCGUACCAAGCAGCUUCAAACCUCUACAGCCCCAUGAAGCCAAAGCGCUGAGCAUGCAGAGUGAGAAGGAGUCGCUUCUACCACCUCCUCCGGAUCCUACUCAGCCGAUAGGACCUGGCGACCCCAUCACCAUUGUGGUCAUAUCACGGCUCUUCUACAACAAAGGAACCGAUUUACUUAUCUCUGCACUGCCGCUUCUUCUCCGUCGUCACGCCACUCUUCGAUUCAUCAUUGCUGGCAGUGGUCCACAGGCCAUUGACCUCGAGCAAACUUUGGAAUCGCUUCCACAACAGCUCGUUUACACGCCGUCGGGACAAAGCCGGGUUAUGAUGCUUGGUAGUAUCCGUCACGAGGAAGUGCGAGACGUAAUGAUUCGCGGGCAUCUGUUACUUUCGACUUCGCUCACCGAAGCAUUCGGGACUGUGCUGGUGGAAGCAGCCAGUUGCGGCCUGAUGGUGGUCGCCACACGAGUGGGCGGUGUACCCGAAGUGCUACCCGAUAAAAUGACGGUUUUUGUCCUGCCCGAAGUGGAAGACGUCGUUCGUGGUGUCACAGAAGCCGUAGGUCUCCUCACCAGCAAGUCCGUCCGACGGGACGGCUUUCACGAUCUUGUCAAGAACAUGUAUUCGUGGGCGGAUAUCGCUCGGCGGACGGAGCGAGUCUACGACCUCAUCACCGACACCCCCUGCGCACCGGACAACGAAGGCUUCUACGACGAGGAAUGGAUGAACUACGGCCAACCCGCGCAGAUCCCAUCUUUCGCACUCAUGGACAGGCUGAAGCGCUACUUUGGUUGUGGAGUCUGGGCGGGCAAGCUGUUCGUCAUCGUGGUCAUUGUGGACUAUCUCAUCUACUGCUUCCUGGAGAUCACGUAUCCUCGAGGGAAGAUUGACCUGUGCAAACCAUGGCCGACGACGACGGGGUCUGCAACGACCAAAUAUCAGGAGGAGAUGGAAUCGGGCAAGACACCCGAGAAGAAUACAUUGACGAGGAAGAAAUCCUGGCAGCGCUCCGGCGUGUUCGAGUUCCCCGACCAGGACGAAAGUUGA